AUGCUUUCACCCAUUCAGCUGCCCCUUCAACCCUCCUGCUUUGAAGCUCUGUCGUGGUCACCCGAUGGCGAGAUAGCUGUGGCUGCGGGCGAACAUGUCCACGUCCUUAUUCCUAAAAAUGUCGUCGCAGACCCGGGGGCACAAGGCAAGGAUGCGUGGGAGAUCACGCGUAUUCGUGUCAACAACUUCACCAACGCCGAGUGGGCCUCCAUCUACCCACAAAACCGAGAUGAUUUCUCACUCGGAGCAGAACAGUCGAUGAGUACUGUCAUCGGCCUGGCAUGGUCUCCAGAAGGGCUCGCUCGGUUCCGGCGCAGCGUAUUGGCCGUGUUGACUUCGAAUUUGAUACUGUCCCUAUGGGAGCCCGUCGGACCCCAAGCCAUAUGGACACGAGUGGCGAUCGCUAACCAUGCACUGCAUCCGGACCCCUCGGCUCCCGGACAAUUAACUGGAGGACAGCUCCGUAAGGCCAAUAUACGCUCUUUUCAAUGGUGCCCACCUCUCAAGAUUCCAGGGAGACCUGACGGUUCCAAUUCGGCGUGGCAGCCGGAAAGUCGCUGGGGCGUCCAUUUAAUAUCCGUUGCAAAUGAUGCAAAUGAGGUCAUUUUGCUAAAAGUCUGUCGAUUCGUAUGUUCUCCACCAUCGACCUGGUCCUACCGGGUGGAGAAACUGGCUUCCCAUCAAUUGAACGCAGAAACUGUCCGAUUUUCCAAGAUCAGCUCCGAGUCUAUGUUACGGAAAGCCCUUGAAUUAAAGGCUCGUGUUCUGUCGGUCUCGACAGGCCCCUGGCUUGCCUGUCCGCAGUCUACAGAAGACAACGCCCACUCUGUUACAGCGGCCCUGGCCACUGCGUACGGCCAGCAGUUGCGUCUUGUUAAGAUGGCUGUUGUCCUUCGCAGCUCAACGGAUGACCAAGGAGAUGCUUUGAAAUAUCAAGUUUCAGCUGAAUUGUCAGACCACCCGAUAAAUCAAUCGUCCUCAAGAUGGGCUCAUUGCCAGGUGCAUAGUCCACUAAAAUGGAUAUACACGGAAAAGGCAUCAACAAUAGGUCUUGCGGUCGGUACUAUUGCCGGGUUCAUGACAAUUUCAAUGACACCUUCCAAUUAUAUGGGCAGUGACGGAAAGACAGAUGUAUUCGACUUUCGAAAAAUUCCCUCCUCAUCGUUCCCUGCUGCAGUGGACGAUGAACCAUCUCGAAGGUAUUGGGAUCCCAUCACAGCGAUGUCUACUUUGGUAGAUGAGCAAACGAAUACUUGUACCCUCCAUCUAGGUUCAGGGAGUGGUCUUUGUGCUACGACAACUCUCGAACACUUAAAAGCUGGUGUUAGCCCUGGCCUGCCGCGGUGGAGUAAGCAUGUCGACAACUUCCGAGAGCAAUUUGGCUUGGACCAUGAUCUGGGCGGGAAUACCGUGUCCCGAAUUGGAGGUCUGGCCUCCUAUCGUGACGUGAUCGCAGUCCUGAUCACGCCCAAUCCGACCGACGAGAUUCAAUACAUUGUCACGUCAGAUGAGAAAUCCUUCCUUGGAUUUGCUUUCGAAGGAGUCGAUCAAAACUUUAACGCAAAUUCACUCUUUACGCCUCGUUCGAACGAGGAAACACAGCCUGGAGCUAGCAAAAGAGAGAAGGCCGUUGAAUUUUUAAUCUCGCAAUAUGAAAAGGGCGAUGAUAUUAAUGAGAUGGACCAGAGGCUCAUUUAUGCAGCAGCAUGCUGUAGCAUUGUGGAUGAACAGAGUGAAUCAAUUCGCACUCGAGCUAGGAAGGUCCUUGAGCGCCUGGCUAUUCAUUUAGAUGCCGAUUUGAGCGAGGAAAUAUCCAAAUGUGAGGCCGGCCCUCCUCAAAUAUGCGCCAAGACUUCAGAUCAGUUCGCCCGGCCAGGAGGUCACUUGUUUGAAAAAUGCGAUAUUUGUGAUGCGAGUAUACCGUGGGAAUCGCCCGAUGAAGCCCAGUGUGAGAAUGGCCAUCUUUUUGCGCGUUGUGGGAUCACGUUCCAGGCCAUGCAACAGCCUGGAUUAUCCAAAUAUUGCUCCGGUUGCCAAACGGAGUACAUCGACGAAGAGCUUCUCGUUCGGGUGCAUGAUGAACCGCUGGGACCCGUACUCGCGAAGGUGACUCAAGCGUUUGAUACUUGUCUCCAUUGCAAUGCCAAGUUCAAGUGCAAGUUCAAAAGCCAGUAG
Messenger RNA from Penicillium argentinense, 2175 nucleotides. RefSeq lists its product as uncharacterized. The transcript is spliced from 5 exons. Gene Ontology annotation, cellular component: transcription factor TFIIIC complex. The record is from RefSeq and is a predicted model, not a curated record. NCBI's taxonomy places the organism in Eukaryota, Fungi, Ascomycota, Eurotiomycetes, Eurotiales, Aspergillaceae. Gene Ontology annotation, biological process: transcription initiation at RNA polymerase III promoter. The coding region runs from base 1 to 2175 and encodes 724 amino acids. Gene Ontology annotation, molecular function: histone acetyltransferase activity.